Messenger RNA from Tyto alba (common barn owl), 9893 nucleotides. RefSeq names its product gap junction protein gamma 2 (gene GJC2). The record is from RefSeq and is a predicted model, not a curated record. Gene Ontology annotation, cellular component: connexin complex. NCBI's taxonomy places the organism in Eukaryota, Metazoa, Chordata, Aves, Strigiformes, Tytonidae. Gene Ontology annotation, biological process: cell communication. Bases 3596 to 4843 code for a protein of 415 amino acids. The transcript has 4 exons.
AGAGCCGUCCUGCGGGGAGCCGUCGGGGCAGCUGCAGCCCCGGCCACGUGGCUUGGGGUCCCGCUGAAACAUUCGUGGAAGCCCGUGUUGUGUUGUCCCAGCAAAAGCCCCUCGACGAGGCGGGAGCUCUUUAGGUCGACGCGACCCUCUCCCCUCCCCGUUGCCACCGGCAGACGGAGGGAUCUUUGCUGGCACCCGAUGUCACAAGGCUUGGCAGCCUUUUGCUGGCGCUCUGGUGCUUUUUGCAGAUCUGGCUCCAGCUCCUCCGGCAGGGUUUCUAGUCACCUCUGAGGUGUUGGGUUGUGUCGCUGUGGCGGAGCCGGUGUAGCUCGGCUGCCCUAACCUUGCCAACAGGUGCGUUCGUUGAAUAAGCUGGAAGAAGGGAACAGUUGCAGGGUGCGAUCGGGGAAGAACACUGUGAGCUUCUCUGCCAUCCUGGCAGCAAUCCUGUUAUUCAGGCGUACUUGUUCCACGUGAGUUUAGGGGCAGGUAGAUUUUUAGAUGCUCUUACACCUAGAAGAUGAAGGAGAAAAGGUUUCCUUCCCGAGCUGUGUGGCUUUUUUUUGGUUGAGGUGCUUGAGGGCAGCAAUAAAUCCCUUUUCUUAGGGGAAGGAUCCUUUUGAUCUAGCCCCUGUCCCUCGCCCUGGUCUCUGACUGGAGAUGUGGAGAGCUCUGCCUGAGGCGGGGGGCUGGGAGGACGCUUCACACUUCCCUUCCCCAGCUUUCUCCAGCCUCAACCUCGCUGCUUUCAUGUAACUUUGAGAGAAAUGAGUCCGGCAGAGCUGCCGCCCCGCAGCUUCCAACUGUGUCCCCCGCCCCAAACCGAACCCAGAUCAAGCUGACACCGUGCAGUGCCAGACUGUGACAUCACCUCACCGAAACCUUGUUUUACCAGGGCAUGGUAGUAGCUUAAACUCAAUGAUUGAGAUUCAUCCUCUUCAUAUCACAGCGUCCUAGAACGGUUUGGCUUGGAAGGCGCCUUAAAGAUCCGUUUCCAAGCCCCCUGCCGUGGGCAGCGACACCUUCCACUACACCAGGUUGCUCAUCUCCCAGUUUGCCCAGCUGCAUGCUUACAGGACCUCUUGGUCCAGGCCACCUAAUUAACUAAGCACCGUCCUCCUCGUUAAGGGUAGCAGCAGGCCGAACCAAACCUUGCCCGACUCUCUUAAUACUUCACUUGCAUUUAGAACGACGAUUUGAUGAUUUGUUUUUGAUUAUUUCCCUCUCUCGGGCUGUUUUAGAUAUACCUUUCCUAGAUUCGACUCUGAAAUCCUUCCUGUCGCCGUAGAAUUUCAAGUUAGGAGGUUCUGGUGUUGCUUACACCACCAGAAAAAUGCUCCCCAAAUAUUUUCUGGGUUGUUUGCUGCAUCCAGCUCUCCCCACCCUGACGGCGCAAGUUGCCGCAGACAGGCUUUUCCUGCGGUGGCGAGUGACAGACUGGGAUUUGAUUUUAUAUUUUAUUAUUUUAUUUUAUUUUAUUUUUACUGAGCCGCGGGCUUCCGUUACGAGGGACGCGUUUGCAAUGGGGAAACAUCCCCUCUAGAUGGCAGAAACGACAGCGGGGAAAGCGGAGAAGGGCCCCCGGGGUCCGCCCGAGGUGCAAGGACGCGCACCCGCCCGCUGGUCCCCGGCCCCCCCCCCCCCCCCCCCCCCCCUGCGGCGGGACCCGCAGAGCUGUCACCAGAUGGAAAUUCCCAUCGGCUGCCUUCCCAACCCACCUCCUGCUGACACCCCGAGAGCUGCGUGGUCGCCAGCCCCCAGCCCAGCCUUCGCGUGUCCCGGCGGCAGCGGUGAGUGGUACCCGGGAAGGGGAUGGGGUGAUGCUUCAGCUGUGAGGGGGGCAAAAAAAAAAAAAAAAAAAAAAAUAUAUAUAUAUAAAAUAAUUUAGAUCACCCACAUCCCGUCUUUGGUGGUAACAGGGAAGCCUUUAAUAACCCACUGUAUAUGGGGCGACCUGCUUUUAGCGGCGGUCGCGGCGUCUGGCGGACCGAAGCGCUGGUGGCCGUGGGGACAGCGAUGGGUGGCGGAGGGACCGGGAGCGGGUUGUUGGAGCUGGGCUGGCUGGCGAGCAUGGCUUGUGAGUUGGUUUUUAGCAGCUGUUGGCAGUUUCCCCCCCCCCCUGCACACACACACACACACACACACACACCUCUCCGCGUUGGGUGUUUCGGCGGAGCCACGCUGCGCCUUGAAUCUCAUCGCUGGGCGGGCGCAGGCACCUGUUGAAACCCGUUUCAUUUCUCCGCCCUCAAAAACGAGGCGUCUAUUUUAUUUCGUUGCAAACAUAAAUAAAAUUCUGGAUCUGAUACCGGCUCGGGGCGCAGGCAUCCCCCACAUCCCUGGAGCAGGCAAGGGCCACGCUGAGCAUCGCGGUUGUGGCGGCCACCGAAUUUGGGGUCCCACAACUGCAAAAUGUGGGGGCGGGCUCAGACUGGGGCAACGUGAGGGGACAGGAGUCUCCCUGGAGGGAUUUUUCUGUGAUUUAAAAAUGCUGGUCCUGGGGGAACCACCUAGGAGAUCUUCCAGGCAGGAAGGCGCUGGACAUACCAACCAACAGGUUUGGGGUGAAAAUGGGCAAGAUGAAGGACAAGAGGUUGCUAACGCUGUCAAAUGUGGUUUUAUUUAGUUAUCCCCAAAACCUCAUCACCUGGCCCCAUGGGACUGUGGGGAUGAAUUUCUCCCAGAAUAUGGGGUUUGGUGUUUUCUUUUGUUUUGUUUUGUUUUUUUUUUUUUGGCAUCCCAGUGCUUUUGGAGGCAGCCCUGAUUUUCAAGCUUCCUUCCACGCAAUUGCAAAAAGGCACCGCGGGGCAGAGCCGGCCUGGGAAAUAAUUGGGCGGCCAGCAUAUAAAAUAAGCAACGAGGGGAGGGGAAAAAGAAAAAAAUAAAAAAAAAAGACCUUAUUGCCUUAUUGUAAGCCAGCCGGGACUCCUCGCAUGUAUUUAGGACCUUUUGGAGAGUUCAGUGUGUCAGUGGGGUUAGUGCUGCCUGGCCCCCAGCUUGGGGGGCCACAGGUUAAUAAUUUUUCUGGCAAAACCCACUUUUUUUCCCCGCUGUCUCCAGCGCCUGCUUUUCCAUCGGUUUGCAGCAAAUGUCUUUUAGGAAAUCCUCCGGCAGCCUGGGGAUGGCUUUCCCCAGCUGAGGGAUCCAGCCGUGCUGGAUCGUGGGAUUUCUUGGGUUUUUAGGUGGGUUUCUAUUGGGUCUUACUCCAGGGGAUGUGGUCCUUGCCCGGGGAUGCUGACGCUCUUUUUGCGCUUUCCUCUAGGACAGCGAGGUGACCACCACGUCCCAGCUGCUGCUGCCCCACGCCGAGACACCCACCGACACCAACAACAGGGCUGAGGCCGGUCGUGCUGCGGGGCUUUUCCCCCCUGGAAGGUCUCCGGUUAUGCGCUGAAGACCCGCAGCUCAGGCGCACCUUGGUUUUUUUUUUUUGGUUUUUUUUUUUUCUUUUCCUGGCUGUGAAAGGAAGGUCUACAGCAAGUCAAGCCUGGCUGGAAAGUUUAUUGCUUCCUGUUAUGAGAGCUCGGGGAGCCGCGAUGGGUUUGCGGGGGAGAUGUGGGCACCGCUAACACCAGGUUAUAACUGAGUAGCCCUUAUGACCAACAUGAGCUGGAGCUUUCUCACCCGCCUGCUAGAAGAGAUUCACAAUCACUCCACCUUCGUGGGGAAGGUCUGGCUCACUGUGCUCAUCGUCUUCCGCAUCGUCUUGACGGCGGUGGGGGGGGAGUCCAUCUAUUCCGAUGAGCAGAGCAAGUUCACCUGUAACACCAAGCAGCCUGGCUGCGACAACGUCUGUUACGAUGCCUUUGCGCCGCUGUCACACGUCAGGUUCUGGGUCUUCCAGAUCAUCAUGAUAUCCACCCCUUCGGUCAUGUACCUGGGCUAUGCCAUCCACAGGAUCGCCCGGUCGGCGGAAGAGGAGAAGAAGUUCAAGGGAUUCAAGAAGAAGAAGCAGUUUGCUUUGAACUGGCAGGCAGUGCGCAAUAUGGAGGACCCGAUGGAGGCCGACGAAGAGGAGCCCAUGAUCUCUGAUGACACAGCGGAACGGGAGAAAGCCAAAGCCAAGCCCAAGAGCAAAGAGCAACAAAAGCACGAUGGGAGGCGGCGCAUCCAGCAAGAAGGACUGAUGAAAAUCUACGUCUUCCAGCUACUUACCAGAGCUUCGUUUGAAGUUUGUUUUUUGAUAGGGCAGUAUUUGCUCUACGGUUUUGAGGUAGAAGCCUAUUACGUCUGCAACAGAGUCCCUUGCCCUCACACUGUGGACUGCUUUGUGUCCCGACCAACAGAGAAGACCAUCUUCCUCCUGGUGAUGUAUGUUGUGAGCUGCCUGUGCUUAUUGCUCAACAUGUGCGAGAUGUUUCACCUGGGGUUUGGGACUAUCCGAGAUGCUAUUCGUAACCGGAAAAUCAACAGCUUUAGGCAGCCUCCCUACAACUAUGCCUACCCAAAGAACAUCUCCUGCCCUCCUGAGUACAACUUGGUGGUGAAAUCAGAGAAGUCCACCAAGAUCCCCAACAGCCUGAUGGCUCACGAGCAGAACUUGGCUAACGUCGCUCAGGAGCAGCAGUGCACCAGCCCGGAUGAGAACCUCCCGGCAGACUUGUCCACCCUUCACAAACACUUGCGAGUGGCCCAGGAGCAGUUAGACAUAGCAUUUCAGAGCUACAGCAGCACCCAAGCCAACACGCAACCUUCUCGAACCAGCAGUCCCGCCUCGGGCGGCACAGUGGUAGAGCAGAACAGGGCCAACACCGCCCAGGAGAAACAAGGUGCUAAACCCAAGGCUUGCUUGGAGAAAGGGAGCUCCAGCAGUAAAGAUGGAAAGACGUCUGUAUGGAUAUAGCUUCAUCUAAAAGGAAAGAGGGCAUCAAAAGCGGGGGUUUUUAUUUUGGUUUGUUUCUGUUUUUUCAGCACUGUCUUGCGUUCGUUUCACAGAGAACAAGCGCGAUUUUUAUAUAGAAAUCAGGAGAGAGAAGGAGUUUCAGACCAAUUUAGUGUUGUCUGCCAGUGCAUUAACAAAAGACAUUUCUUCCCUGUUUCCAACACGUUCUCCAGUUGGAAACCUCCGGCGAGGGACAGCAAACCCCUCCCGCGUCUUCCACCCCUUCGGUCACCACGGGAGCCCCCAGCAGAGACUGGACAACGCGCUGUGAUGGGAAGUGGGAGCUGCUGGUGGCUCGGGAGAGAAGUCAGGCCAACAGCAAGCAGCUCCCCUCCUACACGGCAAGGCUAGAGGGCUGCAGGUUGGGCGGUGUUUAAUUACUAAAUAUCUUUCAUCAAAAUUAAUUUCCGAUCCCUUGAUAAGAAAAUAAAACAACCGGCAUAUUGCAUGAACUUUCCUGACAUGCCUACAGCUGAUGUCCUGCCUGAAUUGUUAGAUGCAUCUCUGGAAACGGAGGCAUCGCUCGAUGCUGCGAGCCGUGAGCUGGCACCCACGUCAGGUUACGGGGCAGAAACGCAGUGACUGUCUUACACAGGGAGACCUAAAAGUGUAGCACAGCGCUGGAGGUUUUUGUCUUUUGUUCCUCUGCACCGAAGCAAAAACUGUGCAGCAGGGGCGAGCGGUGACAUUGUGUUGUAUCGGUGCCUGUGCAGCACUUGCCACAGAUGCGAUGGGAAUCGCAGCAGUUACAGUGGUUUUAACAAACUGCCGCUUCACGUCAUCAUAAAGUGCCUUUAUGCAACCAGGAAAACAAAAUCAUAAAGGGUUUUGACUUGGUUAUUUGCUGAGUAGGAGUAGAGGUUGGAAGAUCAGUGCUGGCAAAUUUGUUUUUCUGUUUAAUCAAACCCUUAUAAAUAGUGGCAGGCAGCAGGUCUAUGCGUAGUGUGUGUAUAUGAUGGGUGCGUGUGUACAUAUACGUAUAUAUACAGACACAUAUGAACAUGUGUGUGUGAAUAUAGACAUAGAGAGAUAUACAUAAAUGUAAUAUCAACCCUCUGGUAAUUUUACAGCCUUCCACCUCCCCUGGGAAAACUCGCCUGGUCCAGGACUAUGGCUGACCUCAUCCUGGAGCAGUUUUUUGGGCUUCCAGCCUCCAGUCCCACCUGGGGAACUGGCAGAUUUCACACACUUGCUCGGGGGGCUUAGCAGAAGAUCUGGUUUCAGUUGGGACAGGACCAGGACAGUAGCAGGAAGUUUUUCACUAGUUCAUGGGGACCUUUUUGAGUUAAGCUUGGUUCUAGGGUGGUUUUCGUGCAGCUACAGGAAUCUGGGGGCAUGUUAAAACCAAGCUGCUGAGUUCCAAGGCUCCUGCUAGGGCUGAGGAUGUGCUUUGUCAGGGUGGUUUCAUCCCAUGUCUCUUGCAUAGCUGCGGGGUUGUGGCUUUGUACCCCUCCAGUAACAACAAAUAGAAAUAAAACCUCAUCAAUGGGAGAGCAGGGAGCAUCUCCUGCCAAAUAGUAGAGGAUGAAAGCAGGCACUGCCCUACUCUGCCACAUCUCAGAGCAGGUCUCAUCCCUGGGAUGUUCCCAAGAUGCCUGUGGCUUGGCAGAUGCUCUUGCAAGCCCCCCAAGAGUCCAGUGGUUGAUUCACCACCAGGGAGAACCCAAAUCAGCAGAGCCUUCAAGAUCAAACCUAACGUGAAAGAAGUAAAUCCUCACCAAACACAGCACCAUCCCUGUGGCGAGCUGUUCCCUCAGGUCCAUUCCAGCCACCCAAAGUCGCAUCCAGGUCCCUGUGUCAGUAUUUCUUAUCCGUGGGAUCUAUAUGACUUCUUGCUGGGCAUCUUUCUCACGUCCCUGAGAUCGGUCCCUGAAAAACUUGAGGACGCUUGUUCCCCAAGUGGCUGGGUCCUUUGGCCAGUCUUGGGAACGGGCAGAGAAUUUGGGUAUGGCCUUCUGCCCCUGGGAACCUCGACUGAGCUGUGCCGUGCCGUUAGAGAACAGUGCCGGCAGCAAAAAAAAAAAAAAAAAAAAAGUAGGAUUAAAAAGAAAUGAAAGAAACAUCCUAUGAGGUAUCCAGCUGUAAAUAUUCACUAUGGCUUUGCAGAACAGUCUGGGGAAGAUUUUCAGGCUUGUUCCUAGUCCUGCUGAAGGCAUCGGUAAAAUGCCUGGAGUGCUGCCUGUUGUCGUUAGAGAUCUUCCUCUUGAAAAAGGGCAACCGCAUCCAGGAGGAGGAUCACUGUACUCCCCACCAGCGAUGGUGAGGAGUAACACACAUCUGUCGCGUGGAGGGACGGCCUUUCUGCUGUGAAUUUUGAAUGAAAGGCUCAGGAAGUUCACACCGCGGCGGUGGGGAGGCAAGCAUAUCCGGGCGUGCUGUUGGUCCCCGUCCCACGUGAGGGGACGUGCUGUCCUCCUGGGCUGGGCUGCACUGGCAAAUGCAGGAGAGGCUGUUUGCUGACGGUGAUGCUACUAUGAAUAUAAAUGCACACAGGUCCACAGGCCAGGGCUGCUGGGGAGGAAAGCAGAGGUGCCGCUGGGUGGAAAUUUGCUCCCUAGUAAUUACAGCUGUCCAGGGCACAAGCUCGUCCUCCACAUCGACGUGACUUCUCGUUUAUCACCAGCCCUGUGUCCCAUGGGAAAGAGUGUGUAUUUAAAGUCACGCUCCCAAGGGAAGGAUGGGAAACUCUGAGGAAAGCGGUGGUUGGAUGUUGCUCUUUUUUUCUGAUUCCUCUGAAAUGAGCAGCUCUAUCACAGCCCCGGAUAAAUUUCUCCUUCUCAUGCAACGCCGGCAGGCGCUGUGCUGUGCAGCAGUUUGGAUUUUGGAUUUCUCCUGCCCAUACCAGCGACACCUCCCUCAGACCCAGACAUGGCUUGAGCAUUUCCUGAUGACUCAGAUCAGCCCCUCAGCUCCCGAUGACUUGUAGAUUUACCGGCAAGUCAUCAAAUGCAGGGAUGCCUCCCUGGCUCUUGCCUCAGGAAAUCAUCCUGGCCUCACCAUUGGGAAAAGAGCAGGGGGCAGGUUUUAAGCCAGAAACCCCAGAACCUGAUCACGGGGACCUGACUGAAUCAUUAAAUCCACUUUAUAUAGCAGAGCUAUACCCCCUUCCCCAACAAUAUAGCUGGUCAGUGCCCAACGGGAGCAGAUCCCUGGGCUCCAUGGCUGCAGGUUCAGAGACACUUAGAGCAACAGAGCUGGAAAAGCUUCUCCCCCAACUUGCCACCAUCAAAUGCUUCCUUAAUGGUUAACGUGAACCCCCCCCUCGCUGCAACUCCUGUCAUCUCCUCUCCUCAGCAGCCACGGAGAACAUCUCAUGCCUUUAAUGGCUGCAGAAGCUUUUGGGUGUUUGAAGGCUGGUUUCACCCUCCUCAAGUCUGCUUUAAGCUAAACAACUCCAGUCUUAUCAACCUUUCUCCAAGGGCUGCUUUUCUAGCGUGCUUUUUCUUGGUGUCUUUCAACCACCACCAGCCAGUCCACAUCUUCCCAGGAGUCUGGCAUUACAGGUCCUUGGGCCACCUUCCCACUCUGCUCCUCUUCAUGUGCCCAUCUGCCACCCGGGCCCUCCCCAGAACCCCACCUUCUGCAGGCACUGGGAUUGCUCCCCCUCUUCACAUGCGUGUUUGUACAGUCAGGAUCUUCCUGCCCUCCUUCAAACUGCCUUUUUAUUCUCACACCACAGACCCAGUGCACCGAGGGGGGGAGGGGGUUUGAACGAGCUGUCAGCCCCGCAGCAGAUUUGCAGAGGGUAACCCCCCUCUCAGCCAUCCUUCGAGCCAGCCCUGCUGAUCUGUCAGACUUGAAAUACUUCCUUGCAUAAAAUGCUCCGCAGAUGGGAGCUGUUCUUGCUCUCCCAUGUUUUCCAAGAGUUUUGACAGGGACAGAAGCACAAAGGCACAUUCCCGGCACGAUUGCUUCGGUGUCAUGGGCUGCCUGGGAGAGAUGCAAAGUUGCCAGCCUGGAGAACACCACUGACUCCUCUGACCCUGGGGAGGAGGGACCCCAGUCCUCCCAGAUCCCAUCUGAGCCGCACGCAGGAGCCAGCAUGAGUCAGACAGCCCUGAAAUAUAAAGGUUGUUUAUUAUUAUUAUUAUUAUUAUUAUUAUUAUUAUUAUUAUUAUUAUUAUUAUUAUUAUUAUUAUUAUUAUUAUUAUUAUUAUUAUUAUUAUUAUUAUUAUUAUUAUUAUUAUUAUGUAUACUAAGUUGCUCACUUCCCCCCAUCCUCCUCCACCCUCUGGCCUCUAAAGCCUUUAAGAUACUGUGUCUUUCCAACAAGUCACUGCCACAAAAGCCACCAACAUGCAUUAAUGUCUCUGCAGGAGCGACUCCGUUCAGGGCAGGAGCAGAAAAUCCUCUCUUUAUCAUGUCAGUUUGAAAAGGGUAGAGAGCAAAAUAAGCACAACCACAAGCAAAAAACCCACCACAAUUACAAACUAAACCAGCAUCUCGAGGAAUUUCAAUUAGACGACAGGCAGCAUCAGCCACAGAAGAAACACCAGUAGCAUAAUUAACACUUUGCUCUUUUUUUUUAACAGAUAAGUAGUUUUGUUCACACGCAAGACGGGUUUAGCUUUGUAGCUGAACUAAUUGUAAAUGUUGACUCUCUUGCUAAACUUGGUCAGAUAAAGUGCCCACACUUAUAUUUCUGUUCUUACCAUUCAGGGCCACGAAUGUCCCACGUAAAAGCCCGAUUACCUUGUUGCUUGCAUUGCAUUCCACUGGGAAAUACUUGAAUUUAACUCAAGGCCAUAACCAGUCUGUGCUGUUAUGAAGUUUCUGGGGUCGUUAUUUUUUUUUGUUGCUCAUUUUUUUUUAUGUACUGACUGUAUUUGUACUAGAAAUGUUUUGAGUAUGAGGUUGAAUCUGUAAUUUUCAGUGUAAAUGUUACAUCUGGACUGUAGUUAGAAUAUUAAACACUGGUCAAAAGAGAAAGAUACAGCAGUCCAACUCUUCAACUGGCUAUUCCACAUCCAUUACUAAUAAAACAGAAUAAAACUUACAUUUUGUUACAGUA